Messenger RNA from Rhipicephalus sanguineus (brown dog tick), 940 nucleotides. It is a transcript of the gene koko, whose product is annotated as cyclin-Q. Gene Ontology annotation, molecular function: cyclin-dependent protein serine/threonine kinase regulator activity. Gene Ontology annotation, cellular component: nucleus. The transcript is spliced from 5 exons. Bases 196 to 915 code for a protein of 239 amino acids. The record is from RefSeq and is a predicted model, not a curated record. NCBI's taxonomy places the organism in Eukaryota, Metazoa, Arthropoda, Arachnida, Ixodida, Ixodidae. Gene Ontology annotation, biological process: regulation of transcription by RNA polymerase II.
AUAUUUUAGACGCGACCACGCAUAGACAACAGACCAUCCGCGUUACCGGCGCGCCGGCGUGUAGUUGCGCGAUAAGUUUUGCUUUAAAUUGCGUUUAGCAAGAGUAGCUGUUAACACACGUCGACACGCUACUCGUCUAGCGUCGCUGGCCUUGUCCGCAAAGUUCAAAAUCAAGCGCAAGGCCGCCUCCAUACGAUGGCUGCUCAAAAGACACCGUCGUACGUCGGCUCUGUGAGACUCAUAUUUGAAGCAGGCACCAAGCUGGAGGCUAAACCGCAGACUGUCGCCACAGCGGCCACGUACUUUCACCGCUUCUUCCAGGAGUGUUCGCAGGACGAUUAUGACUUCUACCUGGUGGCUGCGACGGCGAUGUACUUGGCCGGCAAAGUUGAAGAGGACUACCUCAAAAUACGGGACGUGGUGAACGUCUUCCACAAGAGUGCCUAUCCAAAGUCUGACCCCCUGCCACUGGCCGAAGAGUACUGGUGUCUGCGCGAUGCCAUUGUCCAGUGUGAGCUGCUCAUGCUACGGGUCCUGCAGUUCCAAGUCUCUGUCGACCAUCCACACCGGUACCUUCUUCACUACCUUCGGUCGCUGAGCGACUGGGUGGGUCCGCUGACCUGCGGUGGAGGCGGAGGAACACGCAGCGGUCCGCCGUGCCACAUUCCGUUGGCACAAGUGGCAUGGUCACUGCUGUGCGACAUGUACCUGCAGCCAACCUGCCUGCGGCAUCCUCCACAGGAGCUGGCAGUGGCCGUUCUCCAGGUGGCUCUGCUCGCCUACGACGUGCGAGUGCCGCACGGAGAGGACAGUGUGCUCAGCUGGUACGAGACGUUUUGCGAAAACCUGUCUCGAGAGAAGCUUGCCGACCUCGUCAUGGACGUCAUUCAGGUUUACGAUGCUGAGGGACAGUAAUGAACAUUGCCAUUCUCAUCUAGAA